UUGGAGAUCUCUGGCGUGUAUUUGUUGGGAAGGUUGAUGCGCUUGAUUAUGAGUGCGCGCAUGUGCAUACAUCGCAGCAGCGCGAGACGGAAACCGCAUUUGAACCAGAGAAUGCUUCUCCACGGAGCAUUUCUAUCGAAAAUAGUCUGCCAUCCUAGUGUAAGUGCAGGGUCGCAAUGGACCCCGCCGGACGGGAGUCACGGGACCCCUUGAGAAGCAUUCGUCAUCUCAUCGGUGAGACCCUCUACCGGUUGACAUUGGCACAGAAUCUUCAGACUAACAUACGGUAUGCCCUAUGGAUGAUCACUUUUUCGUGGUGCUUACACACAAGGUCAAGACAUACAGCAAGCUUGAAGAGAUUGUACUUAGCUUCAUAUCGCUCUUGCUGGUUACUACAAGUAUGCUCCGCCGGCACUUGUAAACACAAGUCGAUCACUGCAGGAUCGUCCAUUCGACCAUGUGGCCGUAGACUGCAUACCAGUUAUUGGUACCCAGGCGUCACGGUGAAAAACUCAUCCCCAUAUGUACAAUACCAUGAGAUUUAUGGUGCAACCGCACGAGUAUCGCUUAGGUACUCGAAGUCGACGGGAAGUGGGCGGAUUCACUGCCCAGGGGCAAAGCAUGACUGCAAGUGGGAAGUGGGAGUCAAGUGCGAACCGACCUAUGCCGACCGGCGUCCCAACCGACGUUAUCCCUUCUCUCUCUCCUCGUCGCUUCCUGCUCGCCUCCACCCUUCUACGGAGGCUGUCAUGCCAAAGUAGGAUGUGGUGUCAAGAAUUACAAUAUCCCUGGCGAAGUGCCACUGACCUCCGUGGGCACAGAUGUUGCCGCGUCAUCAAAUGCUUGGCAGCACUCGGGGGCGCCCAGGUACCUAUUGAGUGUACUGUACAUAUACACGUGGUAUAUGGCACCGCUUCCAUGUUGAUUGCCUGAGUCUCUCCGUGUUUUGGCAGACCUGUGUCUGAACCUGAGUUCAUCAGC
Messenger RNA from Canariomyces notabilis, 981 nucleotides. RefSeq lists its product as uncharacterized. The transcript is spliced from 4 exons. Lineage: Eukaryota; Fungi; Ascomycota; Sordariomycetes; Sordariales; Chaetomiaceae. Bases 177 to 761 code for a protein of 194 amino acids. The record is from RefSeq and is a predicted model, not a curated record.